This is a messenger RNA of Formica exsecta, 1912 nucleotides long. RefSeq lists its product as uncharacterized. The transcript has 2 exons. The record is from RefSeq and is a predicted model, not a curated record. NCBI's taxonomy places the organism in Eukaryota, Metazoa, Arthropoda, Insecta, Hymenoptera, Formicidae. The coding region runs from base 690 to 1760 and encodes 356 amino acids.
AGAAUCUGAAAAAAAGUACAGGAUAAAAAUACAAUUCUAGAAAUUUGUUUUCGUCAAGGUAAAUAUUCACUCUUAACUUUAAUUAAUCUUCCGAAAUUUGUGCUUUCUUAACAAGACAAGUUUUAAAUUAAUAUAGUAUAUACAUAUAAAUUCAUCGUGAAAUAAAAAAGUCAAAUACAAGUAUAGUUUAAUGUUUGCAUGUGUAAAUAUAUUUCGUUUAACAUAUCUCCAAAUUAUUAUUUAUCAAAUUUACAGAAAGUAGAAUUUAUAUAUUCUUUAAAUACUCCUUAAAAAUUUUUCUAUCCAAAAACAGAAAUAUCAAAUCUGUCACGUACUCAUGUUCGUGAGAAGAAUAUCUUGAUAUAUUGUAGCAAAUUUAUUUAUUAAAAAGAGGCAACAUUUAAUUAACUUUCUUAAUUCACUUAUCCAUUUGUUAGUUUGUAUUCGCGUUUUCAUAUUUUAAUUUUAAUUUUUCUUUUCCAUAGUGGAGCGAAACAAAAAUUGUUGCAUUCUUGUGCUUCCAGUAAAAAAAUGUGACAAUACCACUCAUAGAGAUUUGUCAACGAAUUUCAUAGCGGACAGAUUUUUCAGUAGCAGAUAAUAACGAAUUUCAUAGCGUACAGAUUUUGUAAUAGCGAAUUGGAAAGUGCAUUUAUUUCGUUAUUAAAAUUACAUAGCAAUCAUAUAACAUGACCUCUAUAUCAAUAAAAUUUAUAAUAUUGAACUUGAUUAUACUUUGGGAUACGACACACGGAUUGACAGGAUAUUAUUGUGAAUUUCCAUUAGAAAUUGGUACAGUAUCAUUAUUGGACAUAGAACAGUGUACUCGAGGAACAGUGGGAGUAAUGUCGGACACUUAUCUUCAAUUCUUGCGAAUACCCCAAAACGGUGCUUCUGAUUGUGAUUUUGAUCGGUAUAAUAUUUUGCACGAAGGAAUGGGAAAGAAAUUGAACGGUGCAAAUCUCUUUUAUCCUACAGUUUUCGCCGGUAUUAUGGAAAAUGUUACAUUCGCACUAAGAAGUACAGGAAUUCAAAUUGUAUGUGAUCGUAUGUUUCAUACGACAGAAUAUUCAGAAUUAUUAAUUUACGAAACCAGCAAAAAGUCGUCGCCCGCUAGAAAACGAAAAACAGCUACAGAUCACAUCGAUAUAUUUAUGUAUGUCAAUGAGAAAUUUGUCUAUCCAAACGUAAUUUUAAAAGAUUUUGCAUUACAAAUGCAACUGUUAUAUCACGAUGUAUUACUAUAUGAAUGUUAUAAAGAACGAGAAAAAAUGAAACUUGCUUUAGUAUCUUUUAAUUCUAAAUUGAUUUCAUCAGAUUUAUUUGCUUAUUUUCUAACGAAAUCGCGCGGUUAUACGGUUGUGGCAAGAAGUGAAGUAGCAUAUAUCAUAAAAUGUGUACCGGUACAAGUAACAAUAAGAAAAACAAAAUAUUGCUACAACGACCUACCUGUAUCAUAUCAAAAUCAUAAUUAUUUCUUAACGCCAAUAACUCGCAUAUUAAUACAUAAUGGCACCAAGAUUGAUUGCAAACCUAAAAUGCCAGCAAAGUUUUUUAUAGACAAUAAAUGGUAUGAAGUACUCCCAGAUCCGGAAAUUGAUGAAAUUGAGACGACCGAAUCAAUCACAACAUCAAUAUCGGAUUUAUUAUCUCCCUUUCUUUUUUUCUAUAAUUUCACUGUUACAUUAGGCUAUAUCAUUAUAGGGACGAUAUUCUUUGGCUGCUUGUUUCGUGAAGAAAUCUGGGCUUUUCUUAUAUAAAGGCAUUGUUACAUUAGGCUAUGUCUUUGUACUGUUGAUAAUUUUGUGCAGCUGGUUUCGUGAAAAAAUCUUGCAGGAAUAAAAAAUGUUUAUACACUUUGUAGAAAAAAAUACUAUAGGAUGCAUUAAAUAAAAAUAUGUAUAUGGAUUUC